AUGUAUAGGAGAAUGAAUCUUCUAUGUGUUCUGUUGGUACUUGGUUCAGCCGCAACAGUAUCAGCAGUACGUAGUUCUAUAAAUAUCUCCACGCUUUUAGAUGUAUAUACACUUACAUGUGGACAACAGUUUUGUAAUCAUCAUGAUCACAGUCUACCUGAUACGUCACACCAUCAACAUAUUUGCCCAUCUUGUGUCUGCGAACCGUAUUGUAUUCUUUUUGGACUUUGUUGUCUGGAUGUUUACCUUUCUCUUAACUUCGAAAGUAUAAAUACAACGUUCGUUUCAUCAUUUGACAAAGACUUCGAUGCAAAGGAGGAAGAUUCUUUUGUUAUGAGAGCCGUUUGUCCAGAAAGUGCCGAUGCUUUUGUUAAACAAAAAUGCGAGGGAUCUCACACAUUCUCGGAGCAAACGCAACUCUUACCAGUCACUUCAAAAGAUACACUAUACACAUAUAAAAAUAAGUAUUGUGCUGAUUGUUAUAAUGAUUCUAAAGUAGAAAAUUGGGUAUUCUCUACGUCCUGUCCAUCAUUUUUCGAUUUUAAUUUCAUAUCGUCUUACGAUGAAGUAUUACAAGCAGCACGUGAAAAGAGAUGCAAGGCUGGUAGUUCACCAAAUGGAAUGUAUGUCAGAGGAUUCCAUACUAAUCUUUAUAAAUACGGAAUUAUAUCCUCCUGCAAUGUCAGUGGAACAUGGAAGACAUAUGACCCGAGUAUUGAUUGGGCAUGUAAAAACUACGAUCGCCUUUAUAGAAUAUUUCGGAAUGUAUUUUGCUAUAUCUGCAACCCUCCAGUCAUUCUUGGUCCUGUCAUUUCACACUGCAACAUCACAGGUCUUUGGGACAAAUUUGAUGAUAGAUUUAUACAUGCUUGUGCAAAUUUGGAUUAUACACCUACGACUUAUCCAUUUAAAAAUACGUACUGCUAUUCCUGCAACGUUGCAUUUAAUACGAACGCUGAAACAAAAUUUAAAGAUAAUGUAUUAAUGGGUCAAAUAACAGAAGCAUUUAUAAAUAUGACACAUUUUAUGUAUAAAUUCAAAUAUCGUUUCCUAGCAGACGAUUUCAAUCAAAUGGAACUGUAUAACAUUUCCACAACUCAAAGUUAUAUCCAAGGAGAACAUAAUGACAUGGGAGACAUUUAUAAACAGUUCUUUUCAACCACAGGUAAUAGCGACUUUUGUACCAACAUAUCUGACCUUAUAAAACCAGAUGGCAGAUGUUCGUGUGGUGAAUAUUGUCAUUUUAACAUUACACACCCUUGCUGUAUCGACAGAGUAUUUCGACACUCCACAACAUGCAUAAGCACGGACAGUGGAAAUUUUGUAGCAUACGACGGUUGUGAAAAUGUAGCAAAUGGCUAUGGCCCUUUGGCAGACAAAUGUUUAUCAGACGACUCUAAUGGAAAGGUUUGGUAUUCUACUCCAGUUAGAAGUGAACAUCCACCUCAUCCUAAGUUUAAGAACAUAUUUUGUGGACUUUGCCGGCAUUUCACAGAUAAUUCAAAGUCAAUGAAUAAGUUCACUAUCUCUGAAUUUGAACCUUUGGAUUGGAAGUUAGUGUGUAAGGCCAGCCUACCUAUUCCAUAUCAAAGUUCCUUGUCAGAAUUAUUAGAGCUCCUACUUUACUCCAACUGUAAUUUGUCAUAUGAAAAUACUGACUGUCAGAAAAGCUGUACAAACAAUGUAGUUCUGGAAAAACGUGUUAGCAAUAUUAUUAAAAAUCAUGAAAUUGGAUGGGCAUGUGAAAAUUAUAAUACACCCCCGUAUGACAUAGAUUACUAUCAUAAGAUGAACAAUUCCGCUUUGCAGAACUUCUCGAAUAUUUUCUGUGCUAUUUAUCAAACUAACACAAAUGUAUCGUUAACUUUAAUAGACAGUUGCAAUGUAACGGGUGGUUGGGACAAACAUGAAGAACAAAUCAAACAAAACUGUUUGCGCUUACCAACUGUUGCCUACCAUAUGCCUUACAAAAAUAUAUUCUGUAAAAUGUGCAACGAAAAUUCUAAAGUUUACAAUACUAGUUAUACGAUUGAUCCAUUAUGUGAUGUUAUCGCUAGCGUUUCACCAAUCCCGAUCUUUCGAAAUUUGUUUUCAUUGUCUGCUGUUACUACUGGUAACGAUGUACCGUCUUCAACUCAGAAAUGCAGAACAGAUCAGAUGUUUGAUAGCCAGCUAGAUAUGUGUCGAAAUAUUCUCUGCUUUCCAGGAAGAUUACUGAGUAGUUCAAACAAUACUAGAAUCUGUCUUAGUAGGUUUCAGGCACUACUCGAAAGAAUCAAUAGACAAACAAAGUCCUCUAGAUCUGUAAUACAACAAAUCAUGUUAUACUGUACUGUUUUAUCCCUUGUGGCUUUGACCUUUACAUUUACGACUUACUGUUUGUUUCCGAAAUUAAGAACACUGCCAGAAAGUGAUUACUAA
This is a messenger RNA of Mytilus trossulus (common blue mussel), 2421 nucleotides long. RefSeq lists its product as uncharacterized. Bases 1 to 2421 code for a protein of 806 amino acids. The record is from RefSeq and is a predicted model, not a curated record. The transcript has 5 exons. Lineage: Eukaryota; Metazoa; Mollusca; Bivalvia; Mytilida; Mytilidae.